Molecule: messenger RNA, 909 nt
Organism: Penicillium longicatenatum
Lineage: Eukaryota; Fungi; Ascomycota; Eurotiomycetes; Eurotiales; Aspergillaceae
Product: Protein pbn1
Exons: 4
Coding region: 1-909 (302 amino acids)
Biological process (GO): protein processing; GPI anchor biosynthetic process
Cellular component (GO): glycosylphosphatidylinositol-mannosyltransferase I complex
Molecular function (GO): mannosyltransferase activity
Source: RefSeq, a predicted model, not a curated record
AUGGCUCUAGACCUAAUCGGGUAUGCGGAGAAAGCACUCAGCUCCCGCGUUGUUGACUCUGUCCACCUCCAUAGCUCCACCAUGAAGCGACGAGUCACCUAUAUCCAGCGCCCUGAGGCACCUUAUGCACCUGAACAAGUAUCUGUUCGCUCGGGGUCCAUUUCGAUCGACGGCUUAGAUGCUGCCCGUGAAGACCGCAUUACCUUCAAUUUGGAUGACCUCCCCGCAGAGAUCCGUGCCGUAUGCCGUCAAUCCCAAGAACUCCACAUCCGUUGGGCCACUGAGCGGUCCUUCGAUGCGGUCGCGCCCUUUGCCAGCAGAGUCUCUCCUGGUCUACACGUGCAUUAUACUCCUGUUGCUGCGGACCAGUCAUCGGAUCCAUUAUGCUUGGUCCUCCGUACAGUGUUUGGGGUAACAGAUGAUGAUCAACAUGGGGUGGAUUGUACAAGCCCGGAGGACACUUUCAUCGCACCCCCGCUCCGAGCCGCUAGGGCUGGUGCCGCGACCUCUCUCCAAUACCAUACACAACUACCUUCCUUGAUGUCACUGGUUGAUUUUCUCCAGAAAAUUGCGUGUGUAGGAGACUCUACAUGUAAUAGACACGCUGAGACCCUUUUUACGGCCGACGUUGUCGACUUGGACUUUGAUACCACCUCGAACACAUUCACCAUGUCAGGGAUCUGGGCUCAUGCUCCGAAGAGAGACAUGCUUCCAAGAGGCUGGGUAGAGUCUAUAGACAGGCCUGUUUCAAAGGCUGAUAAAGUCGAGUUUGGGCUGUUGGGGACGGAGAAAGCAAUCGAUGCGGAUGAGAUCAAAGUUGGAGGGCUGUUGGCAGUCGUAGGAGAGGACAAGAAAUUGAGUACGCUGGACCCUAUGGCUGCUACGUGCACGGCUGUCUCAGGAUUAUGA